UCUGUGCUGUGCAGUUGGAAGACGUCGCUCGCUGGCUUCCACCGAACGAAAAAGGCUCGCAAAUUUGAUUCGAAAAAAACAUAAUUAAGUGGAGGAAUGAGGGAGAUGCAGUGAAGACUGGGGAGUCUGAAGACAGACGGACAAAGGGUAAAGGUCACCAGGAAGAGAGAGCAGGAUGCAGUCCCGCCCACAGGACAGGCCGUUGGCCCUCUCCGCGGGGAAAUCCCACAGCCCGACCAAUGGGAGAGAAGAACAGGUGUACUCAGACGCAGACUCCAUGGAGGAAGAGGCCGACUUUAAUUGGGAGGAGUACCUAGAGGAGAUGGGGGCGACCGCUGCACCCCACACCGCUUUCAAACAUGUGGACAUCAGCCUACAGAGCAGCUUCCAGCCGGGGAUGAAGCUGGAGGUGGCCAAUAAGAGCAGGCCAGACACUUACUGGGUGGCCACCAUCGUCACCACCUGCAGCCAGCUGCUGCUGCUGCGCUUCAGUGGCUACGGAGAUGACCGCAAGGCCGACUUCUGGUGUGAUAUCAUGACAGCCGAACUCCACCCAGUAGGCUGGUGCACCCAGAACAACAAGACCCUCCAACCCCCUGAAGAUAACGUUUACUUAAGAAAAGCCAUCAAGGAGAAGUACAGUGACUGGACAGAUUUUCUCAUCCAGGACUUGACUGGCUCACGGACCGCACCAGCAAACCUACUGGAAGGGGCUCUGAGAGGGAAGAACACAGUGGAUCUGAUUGUGGAGGGUUCGGUGAUGGAGGUACGGGACCUCACUGACCCCUACCUCUACUGGGCUGCCCGCGUCGCCCAGAACAUUGGUGGGAGGCUCCGCCUACGCCAUGUAGGUCUCCAAGACGACGCCCACGACACCUGGCUGUUCUACCUCGACGUGAGGCUCCGCCCACUGGGCUGGGCUCAGGAGAACCGCCUGUCACUGGAGCCCCCAGCAGAGUUGCGCGGCCUGAAGAGCGCCCUCGAGUGGCAGGAGGCCCUGGAGGCGGUGCGGAGCGAGGCCCAGCAGAACCCACUGCCCCUGGAGGUGUUUAAGGACCAUGCAGACCUGACCAAGCACUCCUUCCGGACGGGGAUGAAGCUGGAGAUGGUGUCGCCUUCGGAACCGUUCCACAUCUGCCCUGUAUCUGUCACACAGGUCUACAAUGAGCACUACUUCCAGGUCACAGUGGAUGACCUCACUCCAGAGGCCACACCCCUGUCCCUGGUGUGCCAUUCUGAGUCGCCGGGCAUCCUCCCCGUCCAGUGGUGUCUGAAGAACGGGAUUGGUCUAGAGCGGCCCAGGGGCUACCAGAGCCAGGACUUUGAUUGGGCGGACUACCUGAAACAGAGUUGGACUGAGGCUGCCCCCGACGCAUGCUUCCCUGAUGCGUGGCAGAGCCGAGGCUUCGCUAAAGACAUGUGGCUGGAGGCCGUUAACCCUGUCAGGCCCACCGAGGUGUGUGUGGCUCAGAUCACACAGGUCAGGGGUCGCCUGCUGUGGCUCAGACUGGAAGGCCUGCCUAAGUCCGUCCCUGAAUGUAUUGUGGAUGUGGAGUCCAUGGACAUCUUUCCUGUAGGGUGGUGUGAGACCAAUGCUUACCUCUUGACUCCACCACUGAAGCCUGUCUGCCAGCAGCAGAAGAAGAUAGCCGUCGUCCAGCCAGAGAAGCAGUUGGCUCCGCCGCAACCCGUGGAGACAAUCCCUCUCGACCUCUGCGAGCCCGUUGCCAUGGAUACAGGCUCAGCCAAUGGGAGAUACUGUUGUUCCAGGAUCUACGUGAACCACCGCUGUUUCUCUGGCCCUUACCUGAACAAGGGGCGCAUCGCUGAGCUGCCACAGGCUGUAGGGCCGGGGAAAUGCACUCUGGUCCUCAAGGAGGUGCUGAGCAUGUUGAUCAAUGCGGCCUACAAGCCUGGGCGUGUCCUGAGGGAACUACAGGAUGUGGAAGAGCAGCACUGGGACUGCCACGAGGAGACCCUCAAAGCCAAAUACAAAGGGAAGACGUAUCGAUCGUCCAUCCGGAUCGUGCGUCUGGCAGAGCAGAUCCCAGACUUCUGUCGUAGAGUGUGUGGGAAGCUGCAGUGCUGUCCCAACCUCUUCAGCCCCGUCCAAGUCACAGGCCGGUGUCCUGAGAGCUGCUCCAUGCAGACCAAGACCAAAUAUAGUUGGUGUGUGCGUGCGCGAACAAAUACAGUAAUUUUCUACAAGUCGUAUUAUUACGGUAAGAAGAAGAAGCUGUCUAAGCCGUUUGGAGGAGAGGAGAGUCUGGAGGCCAAACCCACACGACGCAGGAAGAAGAGGAAGGCCAUCUUUGUCCAGAAGAAACGGCGCUCGUCUGCAGUGGACUACACUCCUGCAGGGUCACCACAGGACAGUGAUGAAGACGAGGAUGAAGAUGAUCUUAUGUUGCAGUCGGGCAGUGAAGAAGGCACCAGCUCUGAGCCACGCGAGGACCACAUAGACACAUCCUUUGUGGAGGUGGCUAACAGCCGGCCGCGGCGCGCCGUGACGCUACGUAGGGCCACCCAUACCGGCAUAGCUUCGGGCAGCCGUGAGGGUCCUGAAAGCAGGAGGCGGAGCACUCGGUCCCUGUCAUAUAACCAGGGGAACAAGUACCACCCACCCAAGAGACAGGAGAUGCAGGUGGAGUGUAGUGAGGCGGAGUGCCGGCUGGUGUUGGAGAGGAACCCUCUGGAGUGGUCCGUAGAAGAUGUGGUCACCUUCAUCACCUCCACCGACUGUGCUGCUCUCGCCAACAUCUUCCAGGAGCAGGACAUAGAUGGCCAGGCGUUGUUGUUGCUGACCCUGCCCACAGUCCAGGAGUGUAUGGAGCUGAAGCUGGGUCCAGCCAUCAAGCUGUGUCACCAGAUAGAGAGGGUCAAGGUGGCCUUCUAUGCCCAGUAUGCCAACUGAUCCUGGGCAUAUCACCUGGCACCUUUUACCCUGUAGAGCACAGGCUGUCUGGAGACACCCCGCCCAGUACACCUUCAUCUGAGGAAGAGGAGGAGAGAUGAUUUCGCUUAAUGCCAAGUCUGGGAUUACCUGGUAUGGAAGGCUGGGAGGAAAGUGGGAAAACUGGUAAUGCUGUCGUUUGGGAAUUCCUCAAUUCUGGACAUGGAUUACCCAGCCACUUUUCCGUGGAUUACUGAUGUCACAUAGAGAAGGAAGUGACAUCAGGGGAAGUAGAAGAGGAGCUACCCACGUACGGAGCUCAGGACGUCAUCUGCGACAACAGGCAGAGAUGGAUUGGAAGGUUCAGAUUUCCAUAGUACUGUGUGGAAGGAUCAGUCAACUGUGAAUGGUUGAGUACGAUACAUAUGAGUCAAUCCAUAUGGAAUACAGAUCUGUGAAGAAACUGAUCGAAAUUGAGGAUUAUUUUCUUGGAACAUUUUGAAAUCGAGGAUUAUUUUCUUGGAAAAUCGUAUUUUUUUUUUUUUACAUGCUGUUUGAGACUAAUUGCCCUGGCAGCGUUUAACUUAUGAACAAAUGUUAUUAAUUAUUUGUUCAAUGUUUUCCCUCUUUGUUAUAUUUAAGUAAAUUAGCUUAAUAUAUUUCAUUAACGAAAAUCGGUUAGUAACCUACAAUAUAUUUGCAAUAUUUAUUGUAUUCCUUAUUGAAUAGAUGUCAUAUCUAAUUUGGAUGUAAGAAAAAUAUAUUUAGCAAGAGUUGAUAGGCUAUUGAAAUGUCCAAGUCUUUGGGUUCAAAUAUGUAUUUAAGGAAGUUCAUGAGUUAUUCCAGUCAAUAGUAAUUUAGUCCUGUUAUUAAAUCAUCCGUUUUUUCUUGUGUGCAUAGGGAAAUAUUAGGUCCGUUGCAUUUUCUCAUUAAGUUUGUAAAAAAUCCUGGUUACACUUUAUUUGGAUAGUCCAUCUGUAGAUGCUCUACGGGCUAUCAAUAACAUUUCAACUAACUACUAACCCUUAUUCUAAACCUUACCGUAACCUAACCCUUAUUCUAAACCGUACCCUAACUGUAACCUAACCGUUAUUCUAAACCGUACCCUAACCCUAACCCUUAUUCUAAACCGUACCCUAACCUAACCCUUAUUCUAAACCUUACCCUAACCCUUAUUCUAAACCGUACCCUAACCGUAACCCUUAUUCUAAACCUUACCCUAACCAUUACCUAACCCUUAUUCUAAACCUUACCCUAACCGUAACCUAACCCUUAUUCUAAACCGUACCCUAACCAUUACCUAACCCUUAUUCUAAACCUUACCCUAACCGUAACCUAACCCUUAUUCUAAACCGUACCCUAACCAUUACCUAACCCUUAUUCUAAACCUUACCCUAACCUAACCCUUAUUCUAAACCGUAACCCUAACCCUUAUUCUAAACCGUACCCUAACCGUAACCUAACCCUUAUUCUAAACCGUAACCCUAACCCUUAUUCUAAACCGUACCCUAACCGUAACCUAACCCUUAUUCUAAACCGUACCCUAACCAUUACCUAACCCUUAUUCUAAACCUUACCCUAAACAUAACCCUAACCCUUAUUCUAAACCGUACCCUAACCGUAACCUAACCCUUAUUCUAAACCUUACCUAACCCUUAUUCUAAACCUUACCCUAACCUAACCCUUAUUCUAAACCGUACCCUAACCGUGACCUAACCCUUAUUCUAAACCUUACCCUAACCCUUAUUCUAAUCCGUACCCUAACCGUAACCUAACCCUUAUUCUAAACCGUACCCUAACCGUAACCCUAACCCUUAUUCUAAACCUUACCCUAACCAUUACCUAACCCUUAUUCUAAACCUUACCCUAACCUAACCCUUAUUCUAAACCGUAACCCUAACCCUUAUUCUAAACCGUACCCUAACCGUAACCUAACCCUUAUUCUAAACCGUACCCUAACCAUUACCUAACCCUUAUUCUAAACCUUACCCUAACCCUUAUUCUAAACCGUAACCCUAACCCUUAUUCUGAACCGUACCCUAACCGUAACCUAACCCUUAUUCUAAACCGUACCCUAACCAUUACCUAACCCUUAUUCUAAACCGUACCCUAACCCUAACCCUUAUUCUAAACUGUACCCUAACCAUGACCUAACCCUUAUUCUAAACCUUACCCUAACCGUAACCCUAACCCUUAUUCUAAACUGUACCCUAACCAUGACCUAACCCUUAUUCUAAACCUUACCCUAACCAUGACCUAACCCUUAUUCUAAACCGUACCCUAACCGUAACCCUAACCCUUAUUCUAAACCGUACCCUAACCAUUACCUAACCCUUAUUCUAAACCUUACCCUAACCGUAACCUAACCCUUAUUCUAAACCUUACCCUAACCCUUAUUCUAAACCUUACCCUAACCUAACCCUUAUUCUAAACCUUACCCUAACCGUAACCUAACCCUUAUUCUAAACCUUACCCUAACCCUUAUUCUAAACCGUACCCUAACCGUAACCUAACCCUUAUUCUAAACCGUACCCUAACCGUAACCUAACCCUUAUUCUAAACCGUACCCUAACCCUAACCCUUAUUCUAAACCGUACCCUAACCCUAACCCUUAUUCUAAACCGUACCCUAACCGUAACCUAACCCUUAUUCUAAACCGUACCCUAACCCUAACCCUUAUUCUAAACCGUACCCUAACCGUAACCUAACCCUUAUUCUAAACCGUAACCUAACCCUUAUUCUAAACCGUACCCUAACCGUAACCUAACCCUUAUUCUAAACCGUACCCUAACCCUAACCCUUAUUCUAAACCGUACCCUAACCCUAACCCUAACCCUUAUUCUAAACCGUACCCUAACCGUAACCCUUAUUCUAAACCGUACCCUAACCGUAACCUAACCCUUAUUCUAAACCGUACCCUAACCCUAACCCUUAUUCUAAACCGUACCCUAACCCUAACCCUUAUUCUAAACCGUACCCUAACCGUAACCUAACCCUAACCCUUAUUCUAAACCGUACCCUAACCCUAACCCUUAUUCUAAACCGUACCCUAACCCUAACCCUUAUUCUAAACCGUACCCUAACCCUAACCCUUAUUCUAAACCGUACCCUAACCCUAACCCUUAUUCUAAACCGUACCCUAACCCUAACCCUUAUUCUAAACCGUACCCUAACCCUAACCCUUAUUCUAAACCGUACCCUAACCCUAACCCUUAUUCUAAACCGUACCCUAACCGUAACCUUAGCAAGCAGUUGCUUAUCAACAGAAGGUCAGUUGCUUAUCAACAGAAGGUCAGUUGCUUAUCAACAGAAGGUCAGUUGCUUAUCAACAGACGGUCAGUUGCUAGUAUCUACAAUGUGACCAAAGUCCUGAAUUAGCUUUUUACCCUUUUCAAGAAGUUGCUUUCACAAUCAUGUAAACAGUCAAAUAGGUUGUAUCCAUCUAUGCAAAACCCAGUGCAGAUAUUUUUGAUAAGUGUUGAUAAGAAAAUACAUUUCUACUGAUUUUGUAAUGACGUUUUGUUUUCUAGUUUUUAUAGAGAUGAAGAAUUCAUCAAAGUGUUUUUUAAAACCACGUAUAAACUCACAGGCGGGUAGGCCUGAAUGAACUACGUAGGUAGUCAUAACCAUUCCAUUACUGAUCUGGAUUUCAUUGUGUUUCUUCAUGCAGGCAGUGACUAAUAGCCUGUUGUAUUUCCAAGACUGUAACAUGUUCUUAAUGUAAUAUACAUUGAAUUUAAUACAGACAGCACAUAUUCAGAUGAGAGUAUUUCACAGCAGCAAGACGAGUCGUGCUUCACCAAUUCUCUGUUACUGCACAGUUGAAUUAAUUUAAUAGCACAUACACCAACUCUGACACUUUCGAUUGAGCCAGUCUGAAAAGUGUUUUAAUCAACUGCUACCUAAAAUGGUUGCUUGGCAACACAAUCUCUACCGUCUGUUUUGCAUGAUUUUUUUCCCCCUUUUCCCAGCUGUAUCUGAAAACAAACUGGAUACAUUUUGAUUGCAGAGGAGUAAACAACCAUUUAACUGGUUAAACAUUUUUUAAAAGCUGUUUAAUAAAAAACAAUUAUCUCAUGUACAAGACAA
Oncorhynchus masou masou (cherry salmon) is the source of this 6982-nucleotide messenger RNA. Its product is annotated as scm-like with four MBT domains protein 2. NCBI's taxonomy places the organism in Eukaryota, Metazoa, Chordata, Actinopteri, Salmoniformes, Salmonidae. The coding region runs from base 176 to 2914 and encodes 912 amino acids. Gene Ontology annotation, molecular function: transcription corepressor activity; chromatin binding; histone binding. Gene Ontology annotation, cellular component: nucleus. Gene Ontology annotation, biological process: negative regulation of DNA-templated transcription. The record is from RefSeq and is a predicted model, not a curated record. The transcript has 22 exons.